Molecule: messenger RNA, 2432 nt
Organism: Lotus japonicus
Lineage: Eukaryota; Viridiplantae; Streptophyta; Magnoliopsida; Fabales; Fabaceae
Product: serine/threonine protein phosphatase 2A regulatory subunit B''beta-like
Exons: 13
Coding region: 235-1848 (537 amino acids)
Biological process (GO): protein dephosphorylation
Cellular component (GO): protein phosphatase type 2A complex
Molecular function (GO): protein phosphatase regulator activity; calcium ion binding
Source: RefSeq, a predicted model, not a curated record
CACAAGAAUUAUUAUUAUUAUUUGUUUUUCUCCCUCCAAAAUCGCGUGUGGAUCUCUGCAGAAAAAAAUUUCCAUAAUCACCACCACUCACAUUCUAUUUCUUUAUCCAAAUUUUUCUUCAGAUCAUCACCACCGCUCCGUUUCGUCUUCUCCAGAUCUAGGGUUCCUGCUGAUACAGAAUCGAAUCGAUUUUGAUCUCUCUGCGUUUGUGAAUGAGAUAGAGAUUCGGUUUAGAUGACGAUGGAGGUCGUUACCGAUGCGGCGUCGUUGGAGGUCGAAUUGUUGCAGCUACCGGAGGUUUCCUCCUUGGCUCUCAAGUCUAACCUCGCCUUCGUUGAGACGCUCUUCGACCAGUGGCUCUCGCUUCCUGAAAGCAAUCGAUUGGUAACGUCGUUGCUGAAUGAAGCGAAGUCAGGUGCUCCGUUGAAUGUCCCGGGGAAUUGCUCUAGUCCAAAUGCUACGAGCAAUUCUUUGCCUUCCAUGUUUCCUGCGGGCACUGCGCCACCUCUUUCACCGAGGAGUUCGUCUGGUUCCCCUCGCAUAGUGAAACAUAGAGUUGGUCCUUCUAAUUUGGGUUCUCCGUUGAAGGUUGUGAGCGAGCCGGUUAAAGAAGUUAUACCUCAGUUCUACUUUCAAAAUGGGCGUCCUCCACCAAAUGAACUAAAAGACCAAUGCUUGUUUAGAAUUGACCAUUUAUUCCAUGAUCACUUGGAUGGGCUGCAGAUACACGAAUUCAAGUCAAUUACUAAGGAAGUAUGCAAGCUACCAUCUUUUCUUUCCACUUCCCUUUUCAGAAAGAUCGAUAAUGGAACCGGUAUCGUGACAAGGAAAGCAUUUAUUGAUUAUUGGAUUAAUGGCAACAUGUUGACAAAGGAUAUAGCAAACCAAAUAUUUACAAUUUUAAAGCAACCACAGCUCAACUACCUUACCCAGGAUGAUUUUAAACCUGUUCUACGUGAGCUUUUGACAACUCAUCCAGGGCUGGAGUUCCUGCAGAGCACACCUGAAUUUCAAGAGAGAUACGCUGAAACUGUAAUAUAUAGAAUAUAUUACUACAUUAAUAGAUCUGCAAAUGGUCGUCUUACCCUGAGGGAGCUGAAGCGUGGAAAUAUAAUUGAUGCAAUGCUGCAUGCUGAUGAAGAAGAAGACAUCAACAAGGUUUUGAGGUACUUCUCUUACGAGCACUUCUAUGUUAUAUACUGCAAGUUUUGGGAGCUGGAUACAGAUCACGAUUUCUUGAUAGACAAAGAGAAUCUUAUCAGAUAUGGUAACCAUGCGCUCACCUAUCGAAUUGUCGAUAGAAUAUUUUCUCAGGUUGCAAGAAGGUUUACUAGUAAAGUUGAGGGAAAGAUGGGUUAUGAAGAUUUUGUUUAUUUCAUACUGUCAGAAGAGGAUAAAUCAUCUGAGCCGAGUCUUGAGUAUUGGUUCAAGUGCAUUGAUUUGGAUGGAAAUGGAGUUUUGACACGAAAUGAACUGCAAUUUUUUUAUGAGGAGCAAUUGCAUCGAAUGGAGUGCAUGGCUCAAGAACCUGUGCUUUUUGAGGAUAUAUUGUGCCAGAUUAUUGACAUGAUUGGACCUGAGGACGAGAGCUAUGUAACUCUGCGUGACCUGAAAGGUGGAAGACUGUCUGGAAGUGUUUUCAAUAUCCUGUUCAAUCUAAAUAAGUUCAUGGCCUUUGAAACUCGUGACCCAUUUUUUAUUCGACAGGAGCGUGAAAAUCCUACAUUGACAGAAUGGGAUCGCUUUGCUCAUAGAGAAUAUAUUAGGCUUUCAAUGGAGGAAGAUGUAGAGGACGCCUCUAAUGGAAGUGCAGAAGUCUGGGAUGAAUCACUAGAGGCUCCCUUCUGACAUCCUUUUUUGUAUGGAAAGACAUUAACGGCUCAGAUUGGAUAGACCGGCCAUUUUGAGAGACACUAGACUCAGGAUCUGCUUUGAACGCCAUCUUCCCCCCCAAAAGUUGGAAAUUCCAAGCUUCGCUAAUGAAAGAGUUUUUGAUGGGGCUAAGCGGCAACAACCAUAUUCUGAUCUGCUGGUAGUGACAUACAUUGGGACCACUAUCAUGGAAGUUUUGUUGCUUGUACCAAUGUCCAUGUAAAGUGAGGGCUUUUGCUUAGAAGUGAUUAGCCAAGUUGAAUUAAAUUGACUUCAUUGAGUAUGCUUGUCGUAAGUAGUGAGAGUUUUAGGUCCAUUUUUUUGUUCACUUCCCGGGCUGUCACUGCCUGGGAAUCCUUACAUUUGUGAUUUAUUUCGCCAUUUACCGAGUUUCUUUUUCCUUUUAGGCCGUUUGAAGAAUUUAAAUAAAAUGUAAUGCUUCACAUAUGAGAUUUUAUCUGCUCUGCAUUAUUAGAUUUGUUGAUGCAUGCAGAGUAUCAUAAAGCUGUAGAAUGGAUUUGCUUUAUCAAGUAUUUCGAAAGAGCUUUAGUUCGUGGAUA